CCUUUUGUAUUUUUAUUUUUUCCCCCUUUUUGUUUUCAUAUUAAACUUCUAUGGAUCAGCUUUUAUUACCAGAUGACGUUUCGACCUAUUUAGCAGAAAAUAGCGUUCGAUCUUUGACAACUCCUACAUUUAUACCGGCUGUGAUUUACAGCGCGAUAGGCAGUAUACUAACUUUUGCUUUAUAUGAUAAAUAUACAAGAAGAGGUUACUUUUUACCUUAUCUUUACUUUGGAACAGCAGCAUUAUUAUACUCACUGGCACAUAUCUUCCUAAUCAUUUUCACGGAGGAAGAAAGACAGCAGCGACCAGAAGAGAUAGAAGACCACCAUGAGAACGACAAAGAUCUCACGCACGAAAACGCCUUGUACGGCUCAAUCGUUAUUACAGCAGUGGGAUCCUACUUUGCCGUGAUUGCAUUGAUUCGUUUAUUGGAAGUAUGGAUUCGAGUCGGCUUACAAAGAAAUCUUCACCUGUCUAAAUAUUAUUUGGGAAUCUUGAGUGCCUUAUUAUCAGCCAUUCCGUUUAUUCUCUCACUAUCAGGCGAUAUCAUUCUUGUCACGGAAUCUCAUAAAGAAGAAGAGAGAGCUAGAGUGGUUCGAAAAGCCUUGAUAUUGAAACUGCUUGGAGCAACUUUCAAUGUGAUCCUGAUCCUGGUGUAUUUAAUUCUUUGCUCCGCCUACGCUAUCUCGGCUUUUAUUUCGAAUAUUGCAGAGGAGAGCCGUCGAGACUCAAUUAGCCGUGAUUUGCCAUUGGAUAAAAAGAUCCACGUAAAAAAGACAUUUCGUGACACAAUCAUCAUGUUAUUGGUACUGGGGUUGUUGACGAUGGCUCGGUGUGUCUAUGACUUGUAUGCAGUGGCUGAACUGAUCAAGAUAGGUCCCUUUUGGGAUAUAUACAGCUACUUGAUACUAGUUGUUAUUGACGGAAUUGCUUUUUUAGUCAUGGCCUUUCUCUUGAAUCUAUCUCGUGUCAACGAACUAGUGGUGUUUAAACAUAUGAAGCCUGGUACGCUUAUUAAAAAGAAAAAUAACCACAAUUCUUUGAACAUGGAAGAAGUAAUUCCUCUAUCUCGUUCACCAAUUCAUAUCGAGGAAUAUCGUUGAGCAUGAUUCUUUUUUUUCUUUUUUUUUUUUUUGUGGUAGUCAUACACAAAUUUAUAGAGGUGUAUUACAAAUAAACAAAUAUUGUUGCUAUCCAG
Molecule: messenger RNA, 1198 nt
Organism: Mucor mucedo
Lineage: Eukaryota; Fungi; Mucoromycota; Mucoromycetes; Mucorales; Mucoraceae
Exons: 4
Coding region: 51-1103 (350 amino acids)
Source: RefSeq, a predicted model, not a curated record